UGCAAGCAGGGGCUGCCCGCCCCCCGCCAGGCCCAGCCCGGCCGCGACCUGCUCGAGGAGUUCCAGCGCCGGGAGCCCUACAAGUACCUGCAGUUCGCCUACUUCAAGGCUAAUAACCUUCCAAAAGCUAUUGCAGCAGCUCACACGUUUCUCCUGAAGCAUCCAGAUGAUGAAAUGAUGCAAAGAAACAUGGCCUACUAUAAAAGCAUACCUGAUGCUGAGGAGCAUAUUAAAGACUUGGAGACAAAACCUUAUGAGAAUCUCUUUGUCAGGGCUGUGAGAGCAUACAACGGUGACAACUGGAGAACGUCCAUCUCGGACAUGGAACUGGCUCUUCCUGAUUUCUUCAAAGCCUACGAUGACUGUAUAGCAGCCUGUGAAGGCUCCCGAGAGAUCAAAGACUUCAAAGACUUCUAUCUCUCCAUUGCAGAUCAUUAUAUUGAAGUCCUUGCGUGCAAAGUGCAGUGCGAGAGUAACCUGACACCCAUUAUAGGAGGCUUUGUUGUUGAGAAAUUUGUGGCCACCAUGUACCAUUACUUGCAGUUUGCUUAUUAUAAAUUGAACGACAUGAAGAACGCAGCUUCUUGUGCUGCUAGUUACCUUCUGUUUGACCAGAAAGAUGAAGUAAUGAAACAGAACAUGGUAUAUUAUCAGUACCACAAAGAUAAAUGGGGACUUAAAGAAGAGGAUUUUCAGCCCAGAUCGGAGGCAGUUCGAUACCACAACAUAACCACACUCCAGUUGGAAAUGUAUGAAUUUGCAAAGGAACACCUGCUGGAUGAUGAUGAGGGUGAAGUUGUGGAAUUCCUUGAUGAGCUGUUAGAAGUAGAGGAAAAGAAGGAAUCCUGAUAAGUGGAAGCACCAGGAAGUAUUUUACAAAAGUGAAGACUCACCACCGUUGCUCCUUCCUACUGUUUUUGGUCACCUGUAGUUCCAGUUAGAUAUACCUCAAAGCUGCUCCUUUAAGCUCCGCCUUAAUGUCACAAGAUCCACUCCUGCAAGAUCACUUCCAUGCUGCACUGACUCUUCUGUGAGCAUGGCUUUUCACUGUGCCUUUACAGAAUUGGUGCAUAUGGGUUUUCCUCUUGAGCUUUCUUUCCUUUGCACAAACACAACAAAGCAGACUAUUUGUGUUUUCUGGGCUAAGACUAAGGUUCCUCAUUUCAGUGCUGUUCUACUAAGUUAUAACAGUACAGCUAAAUUCUGAAGAACUGUUGUCAGAUUAUGAACCACGGAAGACAUAACAGUUCCUCUAGACUUUCCGAACUAUGUAUUGUAUUAUUUAUGUAUGUCUUUUUCUGUGAUGAUGAAUAAAGCGAUACUGAAUCCC
This is a messenger RNA of Nipponia nippon (crested ibis), 1330 nucleotides long. It is a transcript of the gene CRTAP, whose product is annotated as cartilage associated protein. Gene Ontology annotation, cellular component: endoplasmic reticulum. Gene Ontology annotation, molecular function: protein binding; collagen binding. Gene Ontology annotation, biological process: peptidyl-proline hydroxylation to 3-hydroxy-L-proline; collagen fibril organization. Lineage: Eukaryota; Metazoa; Chordata; Aves; Pelecaniformes; Threskiornithidae. The record is from RefSeq and is a predicted model, not a curated record.